Messenger RNA from Elaeis guineensis (African oil palm), 2449 nucleotides. RefSeq names its product heat shock protein 83. Gene Ontology annotation, biological process: protein folding. Lineage: Eukaryota; Viridiplantae; Streptophyta; Magnoliopsida; Arecales; Arecaceae. The record is from RefSeq and is a predicted model, not a curated record. Gene Ontology annotation, molecular function: ATP hydrolysis activity; ATP binding; ATP-dependent protein folding chaperone.
CCACCACCUCUCGCCUCCCCCUCGCACGGUAGAUCAGAGGAGGAAAAUAAAAAAGUUUAACAUCACUCUCUCGUCUCUUACGCUUCCUUGUUCUUCGAGGUCGGGCAAUGGCGGACAUCCAGAUGGGUGAGGCCGAGACCUUCGCCUUCCAGGCGGAGAUCAACCAGCUUCUCAGCCUCAUCAUCAACACCUUCUACUCCAACAAGGAGAUCUUCCUCCGUGAACUUAUCAGCAACUCCUCCGAUGCGUUGGACAAGAUCCGGUAUGAGGGCUUGACGGACAAGAGCAAAUUGGAUGCCCAGCCGGAGCUGUUCAUCCGGCUGGUGCCGGACAAGGCUAACAAGACGCUUUCCAUCAUCGACAGUGGAAUCGGCAUGACCAAAGCCGAUCUUGUGAACAAUUUGGGUACCAUUGCAAGGUCUGGAACUAAGGAGUUCAUGGAGGCAUUGCAGGCCGGUGCUGAUGUUAGCAUGAUUGGUCAAUUUGGUGUUGGGUUCUACUCUGCUUACUUGGUUGCCGAGAAGGUUGUUGUCACAACCAAGCACAAUGAUGAUGAGCAGUACAUUUGGGAGUCUCAGGCUGGUGGUUCCUUCACUGUCACUAGGGAUGUAAGUGGUGAGCAGCUUGGCAGGGGAACUAAGAUUACCCUCUACCUCAAGGAAGACCAGCUUGACUACUUGGAAGAGAGGAGGCUCAAGGAUUUGGUGAAGAAGCACUCAGAGUUCAUUAGCUACCCUAUCUACCUCUGGACUGAGAAGACAACUGAGAAGGAGAUCAGUGAUGAUGAGGAUGAGGAAACAAAGAAGGAAGAGGAAGGUGAUGUUGAAAACAUUGAUGAGGAAAAGGAGACCAAAUCUAAGAAGAAGAAGGUGAAGGAGGUCUUACAUGAGUGGUCCCUUGUCAACAAGCAGAAGCCCAUCUGGCUACGCAAGCCUGAGGAAAUAACCAAGGAGGAGUAUGCCUCCUUCUACAAGAGCUUGACCAAUGACUGGGAGGACCACCUUGCUGUCAAGCACUUCUCGGUUGAGGGGCAACUGGAGUUCAAGGCGAUCCUCUUUGUGCCAAAAAGGGCUCCUUUUGACCUCUUCGACACAAGGAAGAAGAUGAACAACAUCAAGCUUUAUGUUCGGAGGGUAUUCAUCAUGGACAAUUGUGAGGAGCUCAUCCCAGAGUAUCUUGGGUUUGUGAAGGGUGUUGUGGAUUCAGAUGAUCUGCCUCUUAACAUUUCCCGUGAAAUGCUUCAGCAGAACAAGAUUCUGAAGGUUAUCAGGAAGAACCUGGUGAAGAAGUGCAUUGAACUGUUCUCUGAGAUUGCCGAGAACAAGGAAGACUACAACAAGUUCUAUGAAGCCUUUUCAAAGAACCUGAAGUUGGGUAUCCAUGAGGACAGCCAGAACAGGGCUAAGCUGGCAGAUCUCCUCCGCUACCACUCCACAAAGAGUGGUGACGAGAUGACCAGCCUGAAAGACUAUGUGACAAGGAUGAAGGAGGAUCAAAAGGACAUCUACUACAUCACUGGUGAAAGCAAGAAGGCUGUCGAGAACUCUCCCUUCUUGGAGAAGCUCAAGAAGAAGGGUUAUGAGGUCUUGUUCAUGGUGGAUGCUAUCGACGAGUAUGCAGUUGGGCAGCUCAAGGAAUAUGAUGGCAAGAAGCUUGUCUCAGCAACAAAGGAGGGUCUUAAGAUUGAUGAGAGUGAGGAUGAGAAGAAGAGGAAGGAGGAAAAGAAGGCUGCUUUCGAGAGCCUAUGCAAGGUCAUGAAGGACAUUUUGGGCGACAAGGUCGAGAAGGUGGUGGUAUCGGAUAGAAUCGUUGACUCCCCUUGCUGUUUGGUUACCGGGGAGUAUGGAUGGACUGCCAAUAUGGAGAGGAUCAUGAAGGCUCAGGCCUUGAAGGACAACAGCAUGGGCUCCUAUAUGUCGAGCAAGAAGACCAUGGAGAUCAACCCAGAAAAUGGAAUCAUGGAGGAGAUGAGGAAGAGGGCAGAGGCCGACAAGAAUGACAAAUCUGUGAAGGAUCUGGUGCUUCUCCUGUUUGAGACUGCUAUCCUGACAUCUGGUUUCAGUCUGGAUGAUCCUAACACGUUUGCUGGGAGGAUUCACCGUAUGUUGAAGUUGGGCUUGAGUAUCGAUGAAGAUGAAGCUGCUGGGGAUGACACUGAUAUGCCUGCUUUGGAGGAGGAUGGCAACGAGGAGAGCAAGAUGGAAGAGGUGGAUUAGGAAUUUGGAUUGGUAUAUGACAGAUAUCUGAAAUUGUGUGCCUUUAGGCGAAGCGUCUGAAAUAGGGGUCGACUCAGAAUUUACUUCCUCCCUGUUGUCCUUUUCUUUGUUGUUUCUUCGAAUGUGCGCUUGGCUGCUGUAAGUUCUGGUUGAGUCGUGCAUUUUGACUGAUAAAGUAUGAUUGUAAUCUUCCAUUAGUGAUGCAUCUGGAUUGCAUGCUCGAUUCUUCCUAA